Messenger RNA from Saccostrea cuccullata (small rock oyster), 580 nucleotides. RefSeq names its product kelch-like protein 12. Lineage: Eukaryota; Metazoa; Mollusca; Bivalvia; Ostreida; Ostreidae. Gene Ontology annotation, molecular function: protein binding. The transcript has 3 exons. The annotation marks the transcript as partial. The record is from RefSeq and is a predicted model, not a curated record.
UUAAUUCAUAAGGCAGAAGAAGACGAUGGAAGAUCAGGAGAUUUUUACAGAGAGCCAUGCUAAGUCUAUCCUCUCCACCAUGAAUACGCUGAGGAAGGAUGGCACUUUAUGUGAUGUGACCUUGAGGGUUCAAGGUCAAACUUUCAUGGCCCACAGAAUUGUCCUGGCGGCAUGUAGUGACUACUUCUGUGCAAUGUUUACAAACGAGAUGAGUGAGAAGGGCCAGUCCGUUAUCGAGUUACACGAGGUGUCCGCCAGUAUUAUGGACGUCCUGCUGGACUUUGUGUACACGGAGACGGUCAACGUUAGCGUAGAGAACGUCCAGGAACUGCUCCCAGCAGCCUGUCUUCUCCAGCUCACCGGUGUGAAGAAUGCUUGUUGUUCUUUCCUGGAAAAGCAGUUGGACAGCAGCAACUGUCUGGGGAUCAAGAUUUUCGCGGAGCAGCAUUCCUGCCAGGAGCUGUUUAAUGCGGCAGAAGUUUUCGGUUUGAAGCAUUUUGAGGAUGUGGUGGUACAGGAAGAGUUCAUGACCCUAACCAUUCACCAGGUGGAGUCCCUGUUUACCUGUAAUGAAAUCCAG